AUGAAAAUAUUAAGCUGGAACUGCCACGGGAUUGGCAACCCGUGGACAGAUAGGGCCCUCCAAGAUCGUUGUUGGAGGGAUAGGCCAAAUGUUGUGUUUGUUAUGGAGUCAAUGAUUGACGAAAAACGUUUAAAUAAAAUUAAGAAUAAAUGUGGUUAUAUUGAUGGUGUUUGCCUUAGUAGUGUUGGUAAAUCGGGUGGUUUGGGGAUGUGGUGGAAGGAUGUGAAAGCUAAUGUGGUUUCUUAUUCUGUUCAUCACUUUGCUAUUGAUGUGCUUGAUAAUAAUAAUUGUGCAAUGUGGAGAACUAUUGGCAUUUAUGGGUGGCCGGAGCAAAAUAAUAAGCACUUGACGUGGUCCCUUAGGUAUUCUCUUAAAGCGAGUUGUAAUUUGCCUUGCAUUAUGUUUGGUGACUUCAAUGAAAUUAUGAGUAUGUCUGAGAAAGAAGGGGGCGUCCCGAGAGGGGAUAGACUCAUGGAUGACUUUAGGGAGGCUAUGGAUAAUUGUGCUCUAAGGGACCUGGGGUUCAAAGGCAGUGUGUUUACUUGGGAAAGGGGAAAUUCUAUGGAGACUUUUGUUAGAGAAAGACUUGAUAGAUUUGCCGCUGAUGAUGAUUGGUGUAACUUGUUCCCGGACUUCGAGGUUCGAAACAUGCCUAUUUUCAAAUCGCACUCUGAUCAUGCUCAAAUUCUGCUUUCUACUGAGAAAAAGAGGGAAAGACACAAUGUUUGUUCGGCUUUCAAGUUUGAAGCUUUAUGGCUCUCCCAGGAAGAAUGUGGCUCGGUGGUGGCUCAAGGGUGGUCUGAUAGUGCUGGGCUUACUAUGGCGCGGAGGGUGGCUGUUUGUGGUGUGAAGUUGGCGUCGUGGGCGGCUCUUACCUUCGGCUCUGUGAAAAAGCGAAUUAAAGAGGGGGAGGAGAAAUUGAAGGAGCUGAAAACUGGUGUGAUGGAUGGUGCAAAAUUAGAGGAAUGUAAUUCUAUUGCCAUUGAUCUUGAAGCAUUGUAUAAAUUAGAGGAAUCAUACUGGUAUGCAAGGGCAAGGCUAAAUGAGCUUCGGGAUGGCGACAAAAACACUAAAUACUUCCACCACAAGGCAAGUCAGAGGAAAGUGCAGAAUAGAAUUAAGGGUCUUUUUGAUGAGAACGGGGAGUGGUUUGAGGAACGGGCGGACUUGGAGAGGCUGAUUUCUGCUUACUUCUCAAAUCUUUUUGCUACUAGUUCCCCGACGGGGUUUUAG
This is a messenger RNA of Chenopodium quinoa (quinoa), 1233 nucleotides long. RefSeq lists its product as uncharacterized. Gene Ontology annotation, molecular function: catalytic activity. Bases 1 to 1233 code for a protein of 410 amino acids. The record is from RefSeq and is a predicted model, not a curated record. The transcript has a single exon. Lineage: Eukaryota; Viridiplantae; Streptophyta; Magnoliopsida; Caryophyllales; Amaranthaceae.